AUGGGACAACAGUCCUUUACAGAUAUCACCAUCAUUAAUUGUGCGCUAAAUGUGCCACUGAUGAUUAUAUCUAUCUCUGCAAACUCGUUGGUUUUGGCGGCCAUGUUGACGACACCAUCUCUUCGUUCGCCCUCUACCGUUUUCUUGUGUUGCCUUACCAUCUCAGACAUUCUUGUUGGAUUCAUUGCUCAGCCUGUCUACAUUGCAACGGAACUUGAACGUGCUCCACUUUUAUACGGCCCAAUGUUUGCGUUGACUUCGUUAGCUUGUGGUGUUUCAGUCUGUACAAUGGCGGUCAUAAGCGUAGACAGGUACUUGGCUCUUCAUUAUCACAUGACCUAUCCACAUAUAAUGACUGAAAAAAGAGCUCUAUAUAUUACACUAACUGUUUGGCUCACUGGUGCUCUUGUUUCGUGCAUAAAUCUUUGGAAUAAAAGUCUAUUUUUCUAUGUCACGGCUGUUGGCAUAGGUGUUUGCAUCACAAUUUCCACGAUUUCGUAUGUUAAAAUUUUUCUUAUCGUUCGUCAGCAUCAACUACAAAUUCAAGUCCAACAUCAGGCUGUACAGAACCUAAGUACUGCAAAUCGUACUCUGCAUCUCAACAAAAGUGCCAUAAACACUUUUAUAUACUUCAUGUUUAUGAUUCUGUGUUAUUCUCCACUAUUCGCUUCCAUGUUGAUUUUAGCUGUUAAUCAAAAACACGAAACAGAGGCAUGGAAUUUUGCAGAUACGAUUUCUUUUAUGAACUCGUCUAUAAAUCCAGUCUUGUACUGUUGGCGUCUUAGGGAGCUACGGACGGCAGUUUUGAAAAUACUGAGAAAAAUGUCGUGUAGCCAAAUCGGUGAAUCUUAAACAAGGACAUGCGUGCGUACUUUCUGGCAAUUGUACAAAACAGUGAACGUGAAACAGGACUUAUUAAUGCUCAAGUUCUAAUAAUGCAGCAAAACGUGUUCGACAAAGGUAAGCUAAAAGCUAUAAUAAUAGCUGUGUACCACCCGUUUACUUUCUUUGCGGUUUUAUGUGCUGAUAAACAAGCUUUCCUGUACACAAACACACAAACAGUUGAUAACAAAUAUGACGAAAAGAGCAACCAAGAGAUUCAUUGAUGGCUUUUAAAACGUCAAAUCACAUCAACAACAAAAACAACCUUACAUCUCUACCAUUUGAUUAAAGGCAAACACACUUAUGUAUUUAUUAGUAAAGGUAAUGUCUGACGUAAAAUAACUACAGAGGGAAACUUCAUAAACUCAAUACGAGUGGUCAAGUAUUUUUAAAAAUCAAGAAAAUUGUAAAUAGAAUGCAUGUAGUUUAUGACGGUGAAGUGAAAGAACAAUAUCUUUCACUCUCUUCACAUGGCACUUUGAGGGGCUUAGGUAAUUAAGGACACGAAAAAGAAAACAUUUUGGCUCCACUGCGUUGUACAACAUGAAUGGAGAACCAUUAGGUUUAUUUUGGCUGUUCCGGGCGGGUACCGAGAGGUAUAACAAUACGUUAUAAUAGCGGAGCUCUGGCGCGCUCGCGCGCCUGCGGAGCACCAUGGGUAAAGAAAACUACCCAUCCCAGAAAAUUUGGUAAUCACGUGACCGUACAUCGCCCGCCCGCCCGCCCGCUGCCCGUCCGUCCAUACUACCCAUGACUUAUUUGGCCUAGAUGGGUAUGUGCUGCUGAUUGAGGGUGGUUACCAUUUCACCUUUUAGAGUUUUGAACAGGGUGCCUGGGCUGUAAAGGUUGAUGAAGAGCAGUCCAUAGUUACAUGUUUUGUACCACCAUUUUUUCCCCAAGUUUUUUCCAUGUUUCUAAGUUUAAAAGCUAACUGAAAUAUGUAUGCUAAAAUGAAAUGAAUCAGAUUAUAAAAUAAGGUCUCUUGGCUUAAAAAGGGUAGGAAAAUGAACAAUGUGUCAUACUACCCACUUUCAGUGCAAACCCACGGAGGUGAUCUCACAUUUUAAUACUCUUUUACCACUUGUUGUAAGAGCAAAGUCAGUGAAGGUUUAUGGUCCAAAGAAAUGUUUUUGCCCGCCUCAACACAAGCUUCCAACUGUUAUUGCUGACUAAAAAUAAUACUAUCUUAAUAAUCAUUUUAAAUUUUUUUUCCAAGGCAUCCUAUGGUGUUUUUCACAUCCACUAGUACAAGGGAAUUUUUAAGUUGAGGAGGGUUUGAUUUCAUUAACUGCAUUUUUAUACAGACACAAACUAACCUGGCACGUUAGUGCCCAAAGAUGUAAAAAAUUACAUGCAACUGUAUGGCAAAAACUGAUCACAGUGGCCAGAGGGAAGGCAAAAAUAGAAAUGUAACCAUUUUCCUGAUUUGAAGCAUAUUUAACCAGAUGUGGUCCUUGUCAAAACAUGCAAACUUGAACAUUUAUUUCCUGAACUUAGCUAAUACUUUUUAAACCAUAAUCUUGUUCCAAGGGGUAGUGUAGUUUUUGGAAUUUAUAAUUUUUCUCUCUGUUGGCCAGCAACAAAACACACUUGAAUGAAGACUCAAACUAAAGGUAGUGUAAUAACUACUGUCAUGAAAAGAGAAUUCCAAACGCACAAAAUAGUUACCCUUUCAUUUACCUAAGCGUCAUUUAUUGGAAACUACGGUAAAGUUUAAAUUAAAUCACAGGAAAAUAAGAACUUAAGCAUAUCAACAUGUGCAAAAUAAAGAGAGAAUGAUCUCUUGGCAAAAUUUUAUUUAGCUUCUAGUACAUAAAGAAAUACAUGAAAUACGAGAUUUGACCAUGCCACUCAAUCAUCCAACGCAACUCUUCCAGGAUAAGUUCACAAUCAAGUAUGAAGAAUUAAGACUCUCAAUCAUCAUUUCUUGUCGUCUUAAAGGUGUAGUAAAACCGUAAACAACUCUGACAAUUCUUCUACUCGACCACAGCCACAGCACUUUUGUUCAUAUCACGAAGAAUUAAUUUUGGGCCUUUCACUUGAAAAUAUAAACUCUUCUACAUCCGUAUUUGAGGGUUGGCCCUUCUCUAGUCUGGUGGGUUUUCUAAACAGAAACACAUCUUGAAAGCCUGCAUCUAGAGAGGUGAACUGAGUGAAAAGGUCGGGCAUCGAGGAACAAUCUGUUUACGAUCAAUGUCCACUGGUCUUAGUGUAGUAAACCGCAUGUAAUGACAAAUCCAAGACCAGAAGAAAGGAAAACGUAAGCUCCACAUUACCGAGGACAAGAAUUGGUUACAGCAAAGAAAGCAAAGACCAACGGGACCAAAAGCGAAUUCACUUCACAUUGUCGAAUCGCUGCGAAAAACGAACUUCUUCUUGUUGUUGUUCCUAGUCCGUUCUGCGCAUGCUCGCUACUAUUCUCGAAUGAUUGACAGAUUUCUUAACUGGGGCGAUCAUGGAAAGCCAAAAAGCGGCAAGAUCAAAGGCCGUUGCCAGCCCCCCCUGUUCUAGCUACUUUGGAAGCCCAGGAGAAAGCUGAUUGUACAUCAAUGUCGUCAUUAAUUGACAGCUGUCAAAACAGGGUAUCCGCUGACCAGUAUCACCUGAUCGUAUCGCGGGCUCAGGUGUCGACCCAUUAAGGUCGAGUAUUUUUGAAGUUAUGCGCUGACAAUUUACUCGUUUUUAAAUGAUCGCAGGCUCACGUUUACUUAUUUUUUAAAUUCAUAUCAAAUAUGUUCUGUUUAUGUCAGUAUCGCCCCGCACUAUUACGAUUUUGAUUUCAAACUGACCUCAGACGCAAAAAUUCAGCCAGUUUUUUUAAAAUACAGGCGGGUAAGACCUUUUCUAACCAUGGUCACGUGUUGGUCACGCUCCACGUUCAAUUUUUAUGCUCUGAUUGGUUAAAAUUUGACAGGUGAGUUCAUGCGUAAAAUUUAUACAGCAUCUCGAAAGUUGUUUACUUUGACAGCUGAAGCUAACAGAGUUUUGAGUCAACUUGUGAUGUUUUUAACUGUCUUUUUCCACUGGAUGUAAAAAAUGAAAUACAGCUGCUGUCAAGAGUGUUCUCUUAUUCAUGGCUGGUUUGUUUAUUGGGUUUUUGGUUGAGAAAUGCGUCGCUUGUCAAAGCCGAUAAUCCGAUUUCGGAUGGCAUCGUUUUUGUUUUUCACCUUGCUGGAUGCGUACGAGAAUUAUAAAGGUUCAAGCGAUCCUUGCCUUACUUGAUAGCUUUCAGGAGCUGCAUCUCGAAAUAUGGUAAGCCUGAGUAAUUAUUGUAUUUAUAUCUAAUUUCAUGAAGUCCAGCGGCGCAGUUUAUGAAGCUAGUUUAUGCACGUUUGUAUAAGAUUUGACUGAGACACUGAUCUGACCUAGUAUGAGGUUUGAUAUAAGCUUAAGCUUACAAAACUUUAAAAAGCCUUUAGCCGAUAUUUAUUCACCGUAAAUAAAGAAAAAACUUUCCGAAGAAUAUUUAGUUAUAAUUUUGGCUUUAGAAAGAAAGCUUUGAGCGAUUUUCUUGAGUUCAUGAGUUCAUCUUUAAAAAAGCAAACACCGGGAAACCGGCGGCUUAAAACAUAAACUUAAUCUUCAAGCUUACUAGUAAAGACUUGAGGAUUUUUAGAGACACUUAAAUACUCAUUUGUUUUCGUGAAUGAAAAUUGUUGUCUCUGUAAAUGUUCUACCGAAUUAUAUUUCUUUAUUGAUUGUUAGUAAUCUCAAAAGUGUAAAUUUUCUUUAUUGAUUGUUAGUAAUCUCAAAAGUGUAAUUUUCAUCGCUUUGCCGUUUGUUUUCAGGCGGUCAUAAACAUCGCUUGCAGGAGUAAUCAAAAUGCCGAGCGUAUCAAACGCUUUUUAAGAUUACACAUCGUUAUAAAACCAUUAAGAAACAAUAGACUCAAUGAAUUCUUUAUCACGUUGAAGCGUAACUCUUUUAAAAUUUCUUCGCAAAUUUGGCGCUUGUCAAAAGUUAGAACCGGCUGGCCGUAUAGGUGAUUUUGGAAAUUUUUUGAACGGUUUCGCUGAUUAAAAGUCCACGCGUGCUUCGAUAAUCCUGAGUAUUGAAUGAAUGCAAUUUGUCUUGAAAAAUUGUGUAAUACUGCAUUUUGUACCGGGUCUGUAGGAUAGAAAAAGCGCCUCAUAGCACUCUUUCUCCUCAGAUGUGGUGUAUAAAAAAAAUAAAUAAAUAAAUAAAAGAAUGGUUUGCAAGCACCCAGAUUUAUUGGCAAGAAUUUGUAAACUUGUCGAACGCAAAAAAUUCGGCCUGAUGUGUUUUCCAAGAACUUGUUUUCCACGCCUUAUCUACUGUGAUCAAGAGCCAUUAUUGCUCAUAAAUGUGACCGGACUAUUUUUUGUCUGUACAUAUAAGGCUAUGUCAACUCGAUACAAGGUUUGUUUCACUCCAAAAUCACUUAGCUUUUCCCUCAGAAGUCACAUGAAUGUGCCCUUAAGUUAACUGAUUUGUGGAAUACAAAAUUAUUGUUUGAUUUAAGUUAUAAAUUUAUCAGUGGGAGCUUCGCUUUUAGCUGUGGCUAAAUCUAUAUUUUACAACUUUUAUUUCAUUCAAACAUGUGGUAGAUAACCUAGAGCAGAGCUGAGCGACAGUUUACAAAAACUACUGUCAGAACGGAGGCCAGAAAAAACUUGCCGAAAAAAAAAAAAAUAGGGAAAAAACUCGGCAGGAAAUCUGGGUAGGAUCCAUUGCUCAUGCUCUGAAAAGCUCAUCCCUACUAGGCUACAAGGCUCGAAGGUCUCUGUGGCCACAUUUACUAAGCAUGCAUUCCAACAAAGCACGGUAAAAUCAAAAUAAUUAUUCGAAAACAAAAGAAAACACAACGAACACAAGAUGCUACGGAACGUACACCUCGGCGUCGCGGUUGUGAAUUUGAUUAAUUGUAACCGCCGAGGAAUAGUAAGAAAUGAAAUAUGGUAAGAGUAAGGUGUUAAUUUGUAAAAUUAUAAGAUUUGUCAGAAUAUUCUGAAAAGAGCAACAUCCAAGAGCCCUACUUGCCAAAAACUAACAUUUCGGGGCAAAUUGUCUCUGAGAUAUUAGCUCAGUUAUGCUGUGAUGAUUCCAUACAAAUCCUUCUAAAUUUGACUAAACGUUUAGACCUAAGUCAAAUAUGAAGUUACUGGCGGUGAAUAACAAGUCUAACAAAACAAACAGUGAAAUGAAGAAUUCUCUAUUUUUCUUAAAUCAGGCUUCAAAAACAGCAUAGCAAUCUCACGUAUUGAGUCAAUUACGCUGAAAUGGAAUUGGCUAAAACUCAAUGUUACGUGUUCGAAUGUUUUGAGGAUAAUUAUUCACUGACUAUCAGCACGAAGGGAUGUUGGGUUAAAAACAAGCAAGUUUAAUACCGAAGGAACAUAGUCUUUACACAGCAUCCGCCAACACAAACUUAACUUGAACUUAAGUAAAACUAACAGCCUCUGCGAAUAAUAACAAACUCUCAGUUGAACUUAACUCGAAUAUCUUAACUAGAAUAACUUAUGGCUUCCGCCAACGUGUAAACAUAGAACUUGAACAUCGACCUUCGUCACACUUGACUAAACACAGCACUCCAGCUCGUGGGAAAAACUUAGGCCCGGUUCAGACGUCGAUCUUUUCAUGAACCCAACCUAAUUCGAAUCCUGUAGCACGGCACUUUAUCGCACUUUUACGAUCUCAAAAGUUAAUCUGAAUCUUCAGUAUUUUUGCCUCAUCGAAAUUUGGAUGUCUGAAGUCCAGGGAUGAAAUCUAUCAAAAAUAUUUGGAAUAUCAACGUCGGGUUUUAGUCACAAUAAGAUCACAAGCAACGAACCUUGAAACACAGAAACUCACAAAACGGAUCGAAAUCCACCAAUCACAAAACACAAACAAUGACCCUUUGAGCCCGUUGAAGUAAACUUUCGUUUUCUAAGAGGUCCGCUAAGAUGAUUGGCGUCUGGCAUUUUUUUGACGAGAGGAUCGAAAUGCACCUAUCAUAGAAAGACAGUUUUAAUUGUAUGUUUCCUAAGAGGUCAUCUGAUUUUCCUGCUUUCUUUAUUUUAUAUCCAUUUUCUGUUCCUUAUCUUGUGAUUGGUCGAUUUUGUUAGGUCGAGUGGAUAAUCCAAUGACGGACGAUUUGGAUAUCGUUUGAUCCGAAAUUUUUCGAAGCAGCAGGCAGUAAGAAGCAGUUUGGAGAACAUUUGACCUUUGGCCGCGACGUUUCGAGGAACGUGUUAAUAUAUUUGUUCAAUUAUGUUAUCCCGGGUUAAACUUACAAAUGCACACACUGUUCGCGGCAGGCCCCCACUAGAAAUUAACACUGAGUGUUUUCGGAAUGGGCUGGUCCGCGAACUUAACGAAAAACAAAGGAAAUUAUCAAGACACUCAAUGACAUCGAUGACUAAUGGACCCCAUAGACGCAAUGACAAAUUGGAAUAUCAGGAGUGUACGUGUAAAAUAGAUAAGAGUUUGAACAGAGGAAUGAUUAACAAGUUUGAGAGUCGGAAGAUUUGUGUAGCUGGUUAUCAGUGUGACAAUAGUGAUUUUCAUUUUUGCAUUGCGGAACACAACGAGUUGCCUGUGUUAAAAAUCUGUUCCGAUGAAGGGAGAGACGAUUGUCAACAAUUGAAACCAAAAGGGACUGACCCUUCUUUUGGAACUACUGUGAUAACUGCAACAAUUCUUUUUAUUAUUUCAAUGUUGUUUAGCAGGGUGACGGUUAAUGUACUUGUUUUUGUAUUGCGUGUUGUGUUUUUUCAUGUAGUUGUGUAUAUUUUGAUCGCGUACAUUUGCGUCUGGACUUUGCAUUAUCAGCAAGUUUUGUUAGAGUGUUUUGAUGGCCACGAGGUGACGUCAAGAGAAGGUAAUGAGCUUGUUGUACAGAAGGAAAAUUGUGUUGUAGAGGAAAUAAAAGAAGUUAAAUUGAGAUCUCGUCGUGGGAAAUUUAUUUAUAACAGAACUUACAAUUCCAUUCCAAUUCCAAUUCCAUUUGCCCCUCUGUACAUGCAUGCAAUUAUCCAAUUUAUGGUGCUUAUAACAGUUUGAAUCACCGGGUUAAUUUUGGCCAAUUUAAGCUUUGUACUUAUAUCGAGAGGAAUCCAAGACCUUCAGUUUAUGUAGAUGCUACAAAAACAAUUCAUGCUCCAUACUGUCAAGGAAACGUUACAGUAUUUAGGGAAAAUGCUGGACAACAGUGUGUCGCAAUGAGUCUGUGCGCUUUAAUAUACAGUAAGAUAACAAAUAUUACUUCAGUUGAUGAUAUGACUCAAAUAAUGAUUGUUGGUAUUCAAUUAUAAUCUAGUCUGUCACUGCUUGCAAGACAAUCUCUGUUAAUCUUAACAGAACUGCCAGGAAUGGUUACAGUGUUUGAGAAGUUUUUCCACCUUGAAUACAGUGACAGUUAUACUUGUAACAUCCAUGAUGAUCCCAGAAUUGAGGGGUAUCACUACUGUUUAAUUCCACUCACAGGGUACAGCAUUUGAAACACACACGGCACUGAACUACAACUCAUUCAUUUUAACGGUGGCAGUUAUUGGUGUUGGUAUCUACAACAUUGAGGUUGGGGGAUAUAAUGUAUUUGAUUCUCAUGCUAGAGAUAUGUAUUAUAACAGUCAUAGUGAAGGGGUAUGUGUAUUGUUGGAAACACCAUCCAUGCAUAAAUUAGUACAAUAUUUUCAGACUCUACAUAGGAAUGUGGAUAUAUAUGAACUUAAAGGUGUACAUAUUGCCACCUUUGAACUUUGAAAAUUGUAGUAUAUCAAAUGUUAAUAGUUACCAAUGUUCCUGUAAACAGUGCUGCCCUAUAGCAGUUUAUGCAAUGUGUUACUCUUUUAUUAAUCCCUGAGGAUACUGGACUUAAGGAACUUUAUUUGCUCUUGUUAGUAACCGGAAUACACUGUACAAUGUGAUGGUUGUGAAAACACAUCUGUCAGUCAAUCUUCCUCAAAGUGUCAGUAUCAGUGGAGCUGAGAUAAACCUUACUUAUGCCCUAUGUUGCAAUUUGGCUCCAAGCAUGUCUGCAUUGAAGAUGUGCAUAUUUUCAAACAUUGUCAUGAAAUGACACAAUUUUUGUUGGGGAUUGGGACAUACUGUAUAAGCUGUGUGGUGCAGCAAACAAGUGGAGUAAAGGAUUUAUCUUCUCUGGUAGGAUAUGAUGACAGUUGUUUAGCUGCAAUAAGGCAUAUUCAAAGUAUCGUACCUGUAGUACGACCACGCCCAAAUAUACGCUCCCACAGCGUCUUGUUGCUUUGGCUUUCCCGGGGUUUAAACCGACUCACCUGUGUGACCCGUCAAGAUCAAAGGAGACUCUAAGUUGAGGGAUUAGCCGAUUCCGCUACUGCGACAAAAGGUAGUUCGGGAUAUGAAAAAUAGUUAUGAAAUGAUGCACUAGUUUCGGUACUAGCUUGGGCGUGCAAGUUCGUAACUUUUCGGCUUGUUUCGUCUAUUUCACGAAAUGAGAUCGGACUACUUCGUGAUAUCUUGAGAUCACUUCGAGUUUAGUCUUUAAUUUACUCGAGGAAUAAAUAGAGGAUAUUACUUGGCCGCGCAGAGACAGGAAAUUUCUCUUCGAGUGUUGAAAAACAUUUCACGAGUGAGCGCUCCUUUCGAACUGUUUUAUGAUGAAGUUACAAGAUGCUGCACAAAGACAUUUUGUCGUUAUUGAGUGUUACGUAGUAAAAUUGCUUUCAUGCGUUGCGUGACUUUCUCGAACGAUAUCUACGUUUUUGGAUUAUUCGUGAAUAAUUUAUUAGGGCAUGUUUACAUUUCAGCAUGAGUCAGCAGAUUUUCGUCAGUUACUGAAAGCAUAAAAUAUGUCGAAAGGCUACUACUAUUAGCCUGUUUAGUAUUUUCUAGAACCUUAUGUGAAACGGUAUACAAGUUCCAAGCGAGUUCUUUUGACGAACUAAGUUUUUUCCCACGAGCUGGACAGCUGUGUUUAGUCAAGUGUGAACUUCCUUGUGUAAAUCCGACAUCCCUGAGUGCGGAUAGACAGUGAAUAAUUAUCCUCAAAACAUUCGAACUCGUAACAUUAAGUUUUAGCUAAUUCAAUGCUCAACGUAACUGACUCCUUACCUAUGCCUUACAUAUCUUUAAUCAGUACAUGAGACUAUGCUGUUUUUGAAGCCUGAUAUGACUACGAAAAAAAUACUGGAGUUCAUUUCACUGUUUGUUUUGUUAGACUUGUUGAUCACCACCACUAACCUCGUAUUUGACUUAGGUCUAAACGUUUACUCCCAAGUCAAAUUUAGAAGGAUUUGUAGGGAGUCAUCAGAGCAUAACUGGGCUAAUAUCUCAGAGACAAUUUGCCCCGAAAUGCUAGUUUUUGGCAAGUAGGCCUCUUGGAUGUUGCUCUUUUUAGAAUAUCCUGACGCUUUACAUGGUCAAAAUUUGCCUACGAUCUUUUGUCGUUUAGACCAUUGGCUGAUCUCAAAUUCUUACAUGAUCUAGUUAAAGCAGCAGAUAAUCCCGGCAAUUAGAACAGACCAUGCAGCUAUUACUCUUGAACUUGUAUACAAAUCUGAUGACAUCAAAGGUCCAGGUAUCUGGAAUGAAUUGCUCCCUUUUUAGAUGAUGAAGACUACGUUAAUGGCAUCACGGGAGGAUACCUAUCUGGUUAGCUGAAGGUCGUAGGACCGAAGUAUUUUGGGACUGGUUAAAAUACAACAUAGAGCGCACACUAUACAGUAUUCAAAAGAAAAGCUCGAGAAAGAAGUGAAAAGAGAAAAAGGAACUCCAAGAACAAACUCGCUAAUGCAAAGUGUGCUUUGAAACAGAUCCCAGUAUUUUGAAUGCAAAUUUAACUGUGCUAAGGUAUGCUGAAUUAUUUUAUGAAGAAAAGGUUAGCGAAUAAUUAUUCGAGCGAGCCCGCUGGCACGAGCAUGGCGAGAAAAGCACCAAAUACUUUUAAACCUAGAAAAAGAAAUCAUGUCAAAAAACAUAAGGAGAAAAUUAAAUAUCAACGGCUCGUCUACCACGGAUCCGUCAAAAGAUCUUGUCCGAACAACAACGUUUUUAUCAAGAAUUGUACUGAGUAAGAACACAUGAAUAAUGAAAAUUUGCACGAAAUUAAAUCCUUUUUAAAGAUUUGUCAUCUUUAAACUGUGAAGAACAAAAAUGUCUUGUGGUGAAAUUACUCAGAAGAAUGCGCACUUAUCUUGGAUAGUUUCAAAACAAUAAAACUCCAGGGAACGAUGGAAUUUAUCGAAUUCUAUAAAAAUUUUGGCCUUUACUUUGUGAGCCUUUCGUUCUCUGUUGCUAACGAAUGCUUCCGAGAAAAAGGUGAAAUGUCGCGCCUCAAAAGCAAAGUAAUUACGCUCAUCGAAAAGAAAAGGGAAAAUCGAUCCUUUCUGGAAAACUGAGGCCGAUAUCUUUGGUAAAUGUGGAUGCGAAAAUUAUAUUUAAAGUUAUAGCUGCUAGAAUACAAAAUGUUCUACUCAUCAUCCAUUACAAUCAAACUGGAUUUAUAAAAGAGCCGCUAUAUCGGCAUAAAAAAAGUACGAUCGAUUUUUGACAUAAUGAACUUCACUGUUGAAGAAAACAUUCCUGGUUUGUUGAUCUUUAUCCCGAUUUUCAGAAGGCUUUGAUAGUUUAGAACGCAGCUUUUACAAAGUUGUCUAGAAUCUUUAAUUUUGGCCAGAGCUUUAUUAGAUGGGUUGCUUCUUUUUUACAAAAUAUACAAAGUUGUGUUAUCAACAAUGGCAUAAUCUCCUGAUUACAGUCGAACGAGGAGUUGAGGGGCAAGGUGAUCCUCUUUCUCCUUAUCUCUUUGUAGUAGCUGUUGAAACCUUGGCUGUCGCAAUAAGACAAACUAAUGAUAAAAGGUAUUACUAUUGACAAGAAGGAAACAAAAUUGCUUCAAUACGCAGAUGACACAACUGUGGUUCUGUCAGACAUCGACUCAGCCCAAACCCUUUUCAGGUUUGUUAGACGAUUUAAAGAGAGGAUUUCAGGUUUGUUGUUAAUCCCUCAAAAACUGAAGCAAUGUGGAUCGGAUCAUUAAGGAAAAUAAAUCAAACCUUUUUGGUGAUAAAUGGCAAAUAGACCACCCAAAGCUCUCGGAGUCUAUUACACCUAUGAUCAAAAUUACUACUCGAGAAAAAUUUUUUAUAGAAAGACUGAACAGCGUGAAAAAAAUUGGUACACACAUAUGGUCUGCGCGAGGUCUUUUCCUUUAUGGAAAGGUUACUGUUAUCAAAUCGUUGAUUGUUCCAAAAUUUGUUUACGUGGCAUCAUUAUUAACAAUUUCCAAAGUGGGCUGGUUCAAAAUUGAACGAUUGAUAUUAAAUUCUAUGGAGAGGUGUUGACAAGGUCACACGUUUGUCAACAACAAAUGACCAAAAAAAAGUGGUUUGAAAAUGAUUGACCCUAGAAAACGAUGGUCAAAAUCCCAUAAUUUCACAAAUUAGCACCUUACUCUUACCAUAUUUCAUUUCUUCCUAUUCCUCCUCAUUUGCAAUUAAUCAGUUCCAAAACCACGACGCCGAAGUGUACGCUCCGUAGCGUCUUGUUCAAUGUACUAGCUCAUGAAAAGUUUGGCGUCUGAACCAGCCUUAGUUCGUCAAAAGAACUCGCUUGUAACUUGUAUAUCGCUUGACAUAAGGUUCUAGAAAAUACUAAACAGGCGAAUAAUAGUAGCUUUUCGACAUAUUUUAUGAUUUCAGUGACUGAUGCAAAGCUACUGAUUCACGCUGAACUGCAUGUAAACAUGUCCUAAUUAAUUAUUCAUGAAUAAUCCAAAAGCGUAGAGAUUGAUCGAGAAAGUCAAGCAACGCAUGAAAGCAAUUUUACGACGCAACACUCUACAACGACAAAACGCCUUUGUGCAGCAUUUUAGAAACUUUAAAUUCAUCAUAAAAAAGUUCGAAAGGAGCGCUCACUCGUGAAAUGUUUUUCAACACUCGAAGAGAAAUUUCCUGUCUCUGCGCGGCCAAGUAAUCUCCUCUAUUUAUUCCUCGAGUAAAUUAAAGACUAAACUCGAAGUGAUCUCAAGAUAUCACGAAGUAGUCCGGUCUCAUUUCGUGAAAUAGCCGAAACAAGCCAAAAAGUCACGAACUAUCGCGCCCAAUCUUGUCGCGAAAAGAGUGCAUAAUUUCAUAGCUAUUUUUCAUACCCUGAACUACCUUAGGUCGCAGUAGCGCAAUCGGCUAAUCCCUCAACUUAGAGUCACCUCUGAUCUAACGGGUCACACAGGUGAGUCGGUUCAAAUCCCCGGAAAGCCAAAAUAAUAAUUCUUUCUUCCUCGAAUAUAUUAAAGAAUAAAUCAAAGAAAUCGAAGUGAUCGCGAGAUAUCUCGAACUAAUUCGGCUCUCACUUCGUUAAAAAGCAGAAUAAAACCGAAAACCUACAGGCUUUGCGUGCCCAAUCUUGUCCCAGAAAUGUCAACUUUGAUAUAUACAUUCCUGAACGUCGCGAAUCCUUUACUUCGCGCUCCGCCGAAGUAACUAGCUAAAGCCCUCGCGAAACUCAAUCUGUCACUUAAUAAGUAAGUAAAUAAAUAAAUAAAAAAUAGUUAAUAGUGUGAGCUAAACGAGGAGUCGGCCUAGAAUGCUUUCGCACGUGAUAAGCAUUCCUUUUGUAGCACUCCAUUCUACCUAUACUGCACUUCAAAUGCAGCUGCCCCAGUCCUCACUGCUUCCGUGCUGCAGAAAUGUUUCAUUUCCGGCUAAUUCGUAUCCACUCAAACGCCCGAAUACCAUAAUUAUUUUCAUGAGCAAAACAAGUAACAUGCACUGGCCGGGCAUGACGCUUUUGAAAGUCAUGUUAGUUUUUCGACCAGAAGCAUUUACAGUUUUGCCUUUUUUGAUGAUUUAAUUUUCUUUCGAAGCCGAUUUUAAUUAAAAUUCAAUUCUGCAGGUCAGGUGUCAGGGAAAUUAAAAAAGGUAUAUAUUUUGUUAGAAUGUUUACGUUGAACAUGCCAUUUAUUACUAUUAAAAGACUAAGAUGUUUAUUUUUGAAACCAAUUGUUAAGAUGCCAAAAGAAAAAAAUGAUUUGGUGCGUUAUCAGCAGGAAAUGGAUGAAAGCCCUCUUCAUCAUGCAUUUUAUUAAAUUUUACUAACACUCUAUUUUGUAAAGGAAAAGAAACGUAGAAAAUAACAACUAGCACAUUCAAAGAGAAAACAUUCCCUGUUGAUGAAAUGGGACUACAACAGUCGUUUUCAGAUAUCACCAUUAUUAAUUGUGCGCUAAAUCUGCCACUGAUGAUUACAUCUAUCUUUACAAACUCGUUGGUUUUGGCGGCCAUGUGGACGGCAACUUCACUUCGCUCGCCCUCUACCGUUUUCUUGUGUUGCCUUAUCGUCUCAGACAUUCUUGUUGGAUUCAUUGCUCAGCCUGUUUACAUUGCCACAGAACUUACACGUGCUCCAUUCUUAUACGGCGCAAUGUUUGGGUUGACUACGUUAGCUUGCGGUGUUUCAGUCUGUACAAUGGCGGUCAUAAGCGUAGACAGGUACUUAGCUCUUCAUUAUCACAUGACCUAUCCACAUAUAAUGACUGCAAAAAGAGCUCUAUAUAUCACACUAACUGUUUGGCUCACUGGUGCUUUUGUUUCGUGCAUCAAACUGUGGAAUACAAGUUUCUUCUUCUACGUCACGGCUGUUGGCAUAGGUGUUUGCAUUACAAUUUCGACGUUUUCAUAUGUUAAAAUUUUUCUGAUCGUUCGUCAGCAUCAACUACAAAUUCAAGCCCAACAUCAGGCGGUACAGAACCUAAAUACUGCAAACCGUACUCUGCAUCUAAAAAAAAGUGCCAUAAACACUUUUAUAUACUUCAUGUUUAUGAUUCUGUGUUAUUCUCCACUAUUCGCUUCCAUGUUGAUUUUAGCUAUUUAUCAAAAACACGAAACGGAGGCAUGGAAUUUUGCAGAUACGAUUUCUUUUAUGAACUCGUCUAUAAAUCCAGUCUUGUACUGUUGGCGUCUUAGGGAGCUACGGACGGCAGUUUUGAAAGUACUGAGAAAAAUGUCGUGUAGCCAUAUUGGUAAAUCUUAA
Porites lobata is the source of this 14829-nucleotide messenger RNA. Lineage: Eukaryota; Metazoa; Cnidaria; Anthozoa; Scleractinia; Poritidae. The record is from the annotation of a GenBank genome assembly.